AUGGGUACAACACAUUCUUUUAUUUUGCUUGAUUGUGAUAAGAGGUUGGAUUUAAAGUUAUCUUCUAUGGUGAGAAGUAUGGUUAUUGAUACCCCAACCAAUGGUUCAAUAACUACUUCAUUGGCGUGUUUGAAAUGUCCAUUGACUAUUUAUGAUAAGAGUUUUGCGAUGGACCUAGUUUGUCUACGGUUGAGUCAACUUGAUGUUAUCCUUGGAAUGAAUUGGUUGGAUUUCAAUCAUGUUCGUAUCACCUGUUUCGCCAAGACGGUGGUGUUUCUAGAGGUGGGCGGAGAUGGAAAGUUGAUGUUUAUAUCUGCUAAGCAAGUAGAAAAAUUCUUGAAAGAGGAGACACAUGUGUUCACUAUGUUUGCUACUUUGGGAAUUGAGAAUAAAGUUGUGAUGGAAGAGUUACCAGUUGUGUGUGAUUUUUCCAAAGUGUUUCCUGAUGAUAUCACUGAUUUUUCGCCAGAGCGUAAAAUGGAGUUUUCUAUAGACUUAGUACCUGAUACUAGUCCAGUGUCAUUGGCUCCUUAUAGAAUGUUCGCUUCAAAGCUGAGUGAGCUGAAGAAAUAA
This is a messenger RNA of Lathyrus oleraceus (garden pea), 573 nucleotides long. RefSeq lists its product as uncharacterized. The transcript has a single exon. NCBI's taxonomy places the organism in Eukaryota, Viridiplantae, Streptophyta, Magnoliopsida, Fabales, Fabaceae. The coding region runs from base 1 to 573 and encodes 190 amino acids. The record is from RefSeq and is a predicted model, not a curated record.